CGUGACUCCCAGUAUUUGAUGCAGUGGGAGACUAUGCCCGAUGUAAACAUCAACCAGCUGUUUUUUGUUUGUUGUUGUUGUUGUCGACCCAGUGAUGUUUCUGUUUAUUAGUCGCCACCAGUCGCAGGGCAACCGCUUGCGUGCUGUACGAGAACGUCUCGGCGAUGAUUUGGUGGCCAAGUUGGAUGCACUGCAUGUCGCUGCAAUGCGUACUGGACUCGUCUCGAUUAAGGAUCUCCAGGAAGCCUUCCGUAAAGCCCACAUGGACCACAAUCCAAAUCGCCUAAAUUUUCUCUGGCUUUUGGGCAUUAUAUUUUUUAUAAUGGUCGCCACGCCCGUCUUUUAUGAGAUCAUAUCGUUCUUGCUAGGUGUUCGAUGCUUUCUGCCCAACAACUCUUUGGUUUGGGAGGCCACCCGACCCAUCAGUGAUUGUGAGUUUUGCAAGGGUGUGAAGGGUCCUCUAAUCCUAUCAAAUUUAACGCGUGAGGAAUUCGCUCCCUAUGCCUAUUCCUCUCUGCCGAUCAUCGUAAAACAAGCUGUCGCCCAUUGGCCAGCGAAACAACAUCUCAACUACAAAUUUAUUAAGCAUCUGUAUGAGAAUACGCCGGGAUCUCUGGAAACUGAUUGCCAAUUCCUUCACUUCAAUUCCGAUUUAAAAUCCUUAAAAGAUCUCCUCGAAAUGCCCUUGGCCAGAGUGGAACAGAGUGAGGGGUCUCCAUGGUUUGUGGGCUGGAGUGUAUGUCAACCUACUGUGCUGGCCGAGCUGCGAAAGUUGUUCCCGCGUCCUCACUUUUUGCCCGUUGAUGCCGAGAUGCCACAUGCAGACUUUAUUCUGAUGGGGUACGAACAAGGAGCAGUCAUGCAUUUGGAAUAUAUACCACGCCUAAUGUGGCAAGCUCAGCUAUUGGGAAACAAGAGCUGGUUUCUCGCACCGGCGCCUGAGUGCGAUCAUCAGUGUCAGUCAUUUUCGUUUUAUGUGGAGCCCGGAGACGCCGUUCUGGUGGAUACUCGUAUUUGGUACCAUGCUAACACCAUUCCUAAGGGCGAAUUUUCGCUAACAGUGCAGUCGGAAUACGGAUGAUCCCUCUCCACCAAAAUGAAAACAAAUUAAUGUUAUAUACUUUCUUCUAUAAUUAAAUUUACCGUUUAAAUCGAACGAUCGGGAAA
Molecule: messenger RNA, 1167 nt
Organism: Drosophila willistoni
Lineage: Eukaryota; Metazoa; Arthropoda; Insecta; Diptera; Drosophilidae
Exons: 2
Coding region: 95-1081 (328 amino acids)
Source: RefSeq, a predicted model, not a curated record